GCUGCGAGCAGGGGAGCGCGGGUGUGCGCGCGGCGGCCGAGAGGGACAGCGCGGCGGCCGGCCGAGGAUGCUGCGGGGCGGCGGCGGCCCGGCCAGCGCCUCUCGCCCGUGACCGCGCCUCCGACAGCCGAGCCCCUCCGCGCGCCGGGCGGCCCCUCGGCGGCCCCUCGGCGGCCCGUCAGCGCGCGGGAGCAGGACGAAUGUACGACAACAUGUCCACAAUGGUGUAUAUAAAGGAAGACAAGUUGGAGAAGCUUACACAGGAUGAAAUUAUUUCUAAGACAAAGCAAGUAAUUCAGGGGCUGGAAGCUCUGAAGAAUGAACACAAUUCCAUUUUACAAAGUUUACUUGAGACACUGAAGUGUUUGAAGAAAGAUGAUGAAAGUAAUCUGGUGGAAGAAAAAUCAAACAUGAUCCGAAAGUCACUGGAAAUGUUGGAGCUUGGCCUGAGUGAGGCACAGGUCAUGAUGGCUUUGUCAAAUCAUCUGAAUGCCGUAGAGUCAGAGAAACAGAAGUUGCGUGCUCAGGUUCGUCGUCUGUGCCAGGAGAACCAGUGGCUGCGGGAUGAAUUGGCCAACACGCAGCAGAAACUACAGAAGAGCGAGCAGUCUGUGGCUCAACUGGAGGAAGAGAAGAAACACCUGGAAUUCAUGAACCAGUUAAAAAAAUAUGAUGACGACAUUUCUCCAUCCGAGGACAAAGACACUGAUUCUACCAAAGAACCUCUGGAUGACCUUUUCCCAAAUGAUGAAGAUGACCCAGGCCAAGGAAUCCAACAGCAGCAUAGCAGUGCAGCCGCUGCUGCCCAGCAGGGUGGCUACGAAAUCCCUGCACGGCUCCGGACUCUGCACAACCUUGUCAUCCAGUAUGCUUCACAAGGACGCUAUGAGGUUGCUGUGCCUCUCUGCAAGCAGGCUUUGGAGGACCUGGAGAAGACUUCUGGGCACGAUCACCCCGACGUGGCGACGAUGCUGAACAUCCUGGCGUUGGUGUACAGGGAUCAGAAUAAAUACAAAGAUGCCGCUAAUCUACUGAAUGAUGCCUUGGCUAUCCGUGAAAAAACUCUGGGCAAAGAUCAUCCCGCGGUGGCGGCCACUCUCAAUAACCUUGCAGUGCUUUACGGUAAAAGAGGGAAGUACAGAGAAGCCGAGCCACUGUGCAAGAGAGCCCUGGAGAUCAGAGAGAAGGUUUUGGGAAAGGAUCACCCAGAUGUUGCCAAACAGUUGAAUAACUUGGCCUUACUUUGCCAGAACCAGGGCAAGUAUGAAGAAGUAGAGUAUUAUUAUCAGAGAGCCCUUGAGAUCUACCAGACCAAACUGGGACCCGAUGACCCCAAUGUGGCCAAAACGAAAAACAACCUGGCCUCCUGCUAUCUGAAACAAGGCAAGUUCAAGCAAGCAGAAACACUGUACAAAGAGAUCCUCACCCGUGCCCAUGAAAGGGAGUUUGGUUCUGUAGAUGAUGAAAAUAAACCCAUUUGGAUGCAUGCUGAAGAAAGAGAAGAGUGCAAAGGAAAGCAAAAGGAUGGGACCUCUUUUGGAGAGUAUGGUGGUUGGUACAAAGCCUGCAAGGUCGACAGUCCAACUGUUACAACUACUUUAAAAAACCUUGGGGCACUUUAUAGACGUCAAGGCAAAUUUGAAGCUGCAGAAACAUUAGAAGAAGCAGCCAUGAGGUCACGUAAACAGGGUCUUGACCAUGUUCACAAACAGAGAGUGGCCGAAGUGCUCAACGACCCCGAGAGCCUGGAGAAGCGCCGGAGCCGGGAGAGCCUGCACGCCGACGUGGUGAAGUACGAGAGCGGCCCUGACGGAGGGGAGGAAGUGAGUAUGAGCGUAGAGUGGAGCGGGGAUGGCACUGGAUCUUUAAAACGCAGUGGUUCCUUUAGCAAACUCCGGGCUUCCAUUAGACGCAGCAGUGAGAAGCUGGUUAGGAAGCUGAAGGGAGGAAGUUCACGAGAGAGUGAACCAAAGAAUCCUGGCAUGAAGCGCGCCAGUUCUCUGCGUGUUCUGGACGUGGGCAGCAAGGCAGCCGAGGAUCGCAUCCAAGAACGAAAUAAAUGUCUGGCAGACUCGAGAGCUCUGAGUGCCAGCCACACUGACCUGGCCCGUCGAGGGUCCGGGCAGAGCUAGCUAAAACCCCCGAGACUAAAGAAGCACCGAGGCCCUCAAAGCUUGGCCCAGCCCCUCACCGCCCUGCACAGGGGGUGCUGGAGCGUAGACUCCUUGGCACGGAUGAUGGUUCCUUUCCUAGACAGUGACCUCCACCAACCACGGGACGUUUGCCUCUUAGAGAGCCCUGUGGCAUCCACGCCCCAGAAUUCUGUUAGCUGAUCGGCAGCCCUGGGGACAGAGCCGCCAGGCGGAGGGGCGCCCGCAGCUGGCUCAGCACACAGGGAGCUGGGCGCUGCUGCCCGUGGACACUUGUUAACUUGCUGCCACCCCAGAACUGAGUUUCAAUUCUAAGAGUACAAUGAGGCUAUGAAUUAAGAAACUAGAAUCCUUGUAUUACAUCCUUUUGGAAUGACAAAUGUUGAAUGAUCCAUGGCAGUAAUGCCUGAAAUUUAGAGGAAAACGGUUAAGAAAUGGGGAGAAAUGAAUCAGCUUCCUGGGAGGGGCUUCAUGUCUUCUUGGUCUCUUUCCAAAGUCGUGGGCCCUGGGGUGCUGGCUCGCCUGGGGCCAGCGGCUCUGUGGGUGUCGGGGCGCUCACCCACCACGCCCGGGGUGUGUUCCCUCUCCCGGCGGCUUCUGUGUGCUUAGCAUGUGGAUGUGCACGGUUCAUUCUUUAAAAGCUUUUCCUGUAUAGAGUUAAGUAACAGGCUGGAUUUGGAUAGUAACAUUUUCAAUUCAACCCUCCGGCCUUAUUUCUUAAGGUACUUUUUGGGACUGACUUGCAGAUGAAGAGAAUUCAAGGUGUGCAGUAAUUCCAGAGUGAUGAGCCGGAGCGCAGAGCCACCGCAGACUCGGGGCAGGGCGGGGUGUAGUCUCUGAAUGUCGUCGGGUGUCCGUGUUCGAGGGGUGACAUAACGGCCUGGGUGCGGUCCCAGCAAAUAUACUUUUUGCCCUCAGCUACAGGGAAGGGCCUCCUUAGGAGAGGGCUGGGCAGGGGCUGCCCACCACACCCGUCCCUGCAGAGCAGGGGCUGGAGGGAGCCGGCAGGUGAGGUGGUCACCGGGGGUUUUGUCACAGCAAGGCUGGGGUUCUAAAUGUUUAUGAAGACUCCGUCGGGCACCGUCCCGAGAGGCCAAAACCGUGCCCCCUUUCCGAGCUGCAGGCAGUUUACUUCUCAUGGACUAAACGCAACUACAGAGGAGCUGAAAAAGUCCAUUUGGUUGUGAGAAGGUCCCAAAGGACAAAAAACUAGAGCUUUGUCCCCAUGGAUCCUGUGGCUCUUUGAGAGUGACCUUGUGGUGCUCCAGGGUGAUGUGACAGGCCCAAAAGCAGUUCAUAUCUGCAGGGCUUGUGACGUCCAGGAGGGGCCGCGGAGCGCUCCCAGGUCUCCCUCCUCUGUCCUCCUUCGCUCAAACGCUGAUGCAGUGUAUUUUAAACCCAGUUUCCCUUAGUGGCAGUUCUUUCUGGAAAAAAGCAAUAGGCAUUUAUAAAGAAUAAAAAUCAGGCUAUGAAAUUUAAUUUUAAGCUCCCAAAUCUAUGAGAACAGACAGCUUUUACCAGUGGCCUUUGUUGGACCUAACCUGGCCUCGAAGCUGCCUGGCCUGGCCCCCUCGUGAGUUGGGGAUUGUCUCGGCAGUGCUGUGUGGACGCGUGUUCUGGGUCAGGGAACUCGGAAGGGUGUCAGAGAGGGUCUGUUGCAGGGGAAUCUGCGGUGUCUGACUUCUGAACUUGCAUCAGCAUAUAACUAAACCAGGGUGUACCCUAUUUCAAAUCUGGUAACAACCACAGUUUCUGCAGAGCAGCAGCAGGUACCAGCCGUCUCUCCACUUCACUGUCUCCCCUUCUGGUGAAGGGGCCCCUAGGUGAGGGCAAGCACCAGUUUCUACAGUUUCUCUCAAAGUCAUGUUAAAGGCCCCCCAACUAGUGGAUGGAUGAACCGGCGAGAGCUGCUGGGGUGUCUGGAAGGCAGCUGCAGCGGCGGGCUGGGCAGGUGCGGGAGAGCAGGGCUCGCGAAGGGCGGGUGAUGCACGGCUUCUCCGUCCCUCCCUGGCCUCUUCCCAAGGGCGGUGGGUGCGAACCACGCGGGUGUGGGGGCAGAGGACAGGGCACCGCCCCACGGCCCGCACGCGGGGGUGGCUGGGCGGGCAGAGCUUGGGCGUAGGGUUUAUAGUACUGGAGGGAUUCCGAUAGUUUUUCUGGAAUUAAAAAAAUCCUAUCAUUUGAUAGGGAAAGCUGCUAGGAAUAUCAGUAUAAUUAGAAAUUCAGUGCUUACGGUAAAAUACAAGUAUUGCUAAUGAUAUGUUUAUAAUUUAUAGAGCAGAUUUUUCAUUCUCAUAACUAUUGUAUUAUCUUGGAAGGCAUGUUACAUUAACGAAACUAUUUCUGAUGUGUUAAUAUUUGCACUUAUUUUUGAGCACUGUAAUAUUUAUGUUUAGAUUUCUGAAAACUAAAAUGGCACUUAAUAUUCACACGACCAAAGCAAGCUUUGAGUGACUGUCCACAUCUUGUGGGGUAGAUGGCGUUAUACACGUGAACUGGUCAGUACUCUGGGCUGAGACGUGAAGAUGGGCAUUUUGUUUAGGAAACUUCCCCCAGCAUGGGGAUGAGCUACAGUAGUUUUGAAGUGUUUAAUAAAAUAAUGUGGCAGAUGACACUGAGGGGUCACAGAUCUCUACAGACUCGGCCUUUAGCCUCUGAAGACUGUGCUGUGUAACUAACACUUGGGGUGAGAAAAGUCUUUCCUACAUGGGAGGCCCGAGACCCCGGCCCAUUCCCUCCCACCUACUGCUGGGGGAUGCUGAGUGGGCAGGGGUCCCACAGACACAGUGUCAGAAGAACGCAGAGGAGCCCCCACAGGCGUGUGCCGUGGGGUGGGGCCCGGCUCCCCAGACCCGGCAGGGGCUCCCGAGAUGCUGCCGGGGCCGAGCCCCCGCACGACCGGUGGGUUUCUGCUUCCAGGGCUGUGUGUCCACUUCUGUUACGUGUACACUCUGUGUCUUGGACCUGUAGUUUUAUUUCCUAAUUACUGGUAUGAUUUGCUGAGAAAAUCACUCGGUAUUGCUUGUAUUUAAUCACAAAAAUAAAAUCUCUUAUUUCCUGUUGUAAAGCCCCUGUGCUUUUGCAAGAAGACUAUUUGUAAAAAUUCAACCCCAAAUGAGCUUCCUCCUGUCUUUAUACCAGCGAGUCUUUAACUCUUUAGGUCACAGAUGCUUUGAAACGCUGUUGAAAGUUGUAACUGGAUCUUCCUGCCCUAGAAAAGUGCAUAAGCAGAAACUGUAAUUUCAGGGAUUUACAGACCCCCCGCCUCGCCCCCUAGAGCUGCCUCUGAGAACUCCUCAGCCCUGACCUCCUGCACCCGUGGGUGCUCAGCCCUAGAGCAGACGGGCUGUGGGGUCACCAGCGGGGCUGGCCCGAGGGCCAGUGCCAGAACCAGAUGGAAGCUAACCUUGGCUAAGCAUCCAUUUCCUAAUCUGUGGAGUGGGUACAGCGGGGUUGUGGUGAGGGUGGUUAAGUUAACAGGACUAUUCCAGGCCUCAGUGUCCGUACCUGAAAACGAGGGUAAUAAUAAAAGCACCUGCCAGAGAAGCACAGGCAUGAAAUGGCAGAGUAGGAAGUUCCACAGAUUGCUCCGUCUACUAAAAAAAUGAAAGAGCUGGACAGAGAGACUGGGAUUGACUGGGUGGUGACCCCGGAACCACAGUGGACACUGGAACAACUACAGGAGCACCAGAGGAGGCAGACGCUGCCCAGGGUCCAGGUUUUGGAAAGCGCGAACAGCAGCCAGCUCCCAUCGCCCAGCCCUGCGGCAGCAGCUGUGGAUUCCGGCAUGGCCCGGGGGUGGGGGGUGCAGGCCGGCAGAGGGCACCUCCUCCAAAAGUUGGGGUCUGGGGGACUCCAAGGCAGCAGUGUGGAAGCUGACCGAUUUCAGCCUUCUGGGCAGCCGCGCAUCCAGCCUCCCACCAGCGUCCAGGGAGGUGACGAGCUGGCUUUGUUUUCCUCCUGGGUGUGGACGUCUGCCCGGCAGGGCCUGGAGGGCACGGCCCAGACUCCAGCCUCGGGCUCUGCCCUCUGCACAGGAGCCGCUUCCGGCCUCACUCCAGCACCUGCAGGGACAUGAAGAGCCUGUGCACCUCUUCCUCUUUUUCUGUUUUUGGUUGCUUGUUCUUUUUGCUUUUUCUGUGUUGUACUUUUGUGUCUAGUGAAUCGCAGAAGACCAGGUAGAGAUACUGGUUUCAGCCGUGAAAGCUGCAGCUUCUGGCUUCCUGCCAGCUCAGGACAAGCACCUUGGAGAGACGUGCACUUAGUUGUUAUUUCUUGUGUUUUUUUUGUGUGUGUAGGGUGGGUGAGGGGUGUUUUGUGUUAGUUUUUGUUUUACCCCCCCCAUUUCCUUUUUUUUUUUUCUUGUUGUUAGUCUGGUGGACUGAAAAGUGGAAGAACCAGAUUUCCAGAGUGACCACAACAUACUACUCAGAAUGUCCAGUUCUCAACAAUAUUACAGAAUCUAUAAGGAGAGAGGAAAAUAUGGCCCAGUCACAGAAAAAAAGAGAAUUCAGUGGGAAAUAUUCUGGAGGAUGCAGUCUCUGGAAUUACUAAUCAAAGGUCUUGGAAGAACUCAUAAAUAGAUCAAUGAACCAAAGGAAAACAGGCAAAGAAUUAAAAGAAAUCAGGAAAACAAUGUAUGAAGAAAAUGAGAAUUUCAGUAAGAUAGUAAUUAUAAAGAAGAACCACAUGGUUAUUCUGGAACACAAAAGUACAAUAACUGAAGUGAAGAAUUUAAUGGAGGGAAUCGAGCAGAUUGGAGGAUCCAGAAGUGAACUCAAAAACAAAACAACUGAAAUUAUCCAGGUUGAGGAGCAGAUAGAAAAAUGAAUGAAAAAAAAACAGAGCCUGAAGAACCAGUGGGCUAUCAUCAAACGUACCAAUGUAUGCAUUAUAGAAGUCCCAAAGGAGAGAAAGAGAUAGAAGGGCCAGAAAAACUGUUUGAAGAAAUAAUGGCAGAAAACUUCCCAAAUCUGAUGAAAGACACCAAUUCAAGAAGCUCCAUGAAGGCAAGCAGGUGAACCCAAACAGAUCUACCCUGAGACUCAACUACGAUCAAAAUGUCUGAUGCCCAAGGGCAAAGAAUCUUAAAACCAGCAAGAGAGAAGCAACGUGUCACGUACAAGGGGUCCUUAGUAAGGUGAACACCCGAAUUCUCAGUAGAAACCAUGGCGGCCCAAAGGCAGGGGAAAGACACAUUAAAGUGCUGAAAGAAAAAAAAAAACCACCCAUGACCUGAAAA
Messenger RNA from Choloepus didactylus (southern two-toed sloth), 7392 nucleotides. It is a transcript of the gene KLC1, whose product is annotated as kinesin light chain 1. The transcript has 16 exons. The record is from RefSeq and is a predicted model, not a curated record. Gene Ontology annotation, biological process: axo-dendritic transport. The coding region runs from base 201 to 2132 and encodes 643 amino acids. Lineage: Eukaryota; Metazoa; Chordata; Mammalia; Pilosa; Megalonychidae. Gene Ontology annotation, cellular component: membrane-bounded organelle; cytoplasm; kinesin complex. Gene Ontology annotation, molecular function: kinesin binding.